ACCACUCACCUCCCGCUCCUUCGCCUCUUAAAACCUCCUCCAAACCCCAAAGCCCUAACGCUGUACCCCUUCAGCCUCCCUUCUUACGCGGGUCUGCGCUAAAUCGCUUCGAUGAAAUACGUCGCCCUGUGACAGGGUUUAGCGUCCUUGCUGUCGGCUUCGUUGCUUCGCAGGAGGUGUGGAGAUUGCACGAGUCGCUUCUUCGGCUCCUUCGUUGCUGUUCGACUUCGCUCCUUCGACGACUUUUCCUUACUGUCGGAUCGGACGUUACAACAUUUUGAUCUGAAGCAACGACGGGAGCUCGCUCGCUCGCUGUGAAGUUGCAGAUGUUGGUCCUAUUCGAGACUCCGGCGGGUUUUGCCCUCUUCAAAGUAUUGGAUGAAGGGAAAUUAUCCAGAGCAGAGGAUUUUUGGAAGGAUUUUGAGAGCUCUGAAUCAGCCAGACAGGUUGUUAAGCUGAAAGCUUUCAGCAAAUUUGAGAAUACAGCGGAAGCCCUGACUGCAGCCACCUUACUGAUAGAUAGCAAGCCAAGCAAGGGUCUUCGCAAGUUUUUGCGUGCUCAUUGUGAGGGUGAGACCCUUGGAGUUGGCGAUUCCAAACUAGGAAACGCUAUUAAAGAGAAACUGAAAAUUGAUUGUGUCCACAACAAUGCUGUAAUGGAGCUAAUGAGGGGAUUAAGAAGUCAGUUAACGGAGCUCAUAUCUGGGCUUGGCGUGCAGGAUCUUGCUCCAAUGAGCUUGGGCCUGUCACACAGCCUUUCUAGAUACAAACUGAAGUUCAGCCCUGAUAAGGUUGAUACAAUGAUUAUUCAAGCAAUAGGUUUGCUGGAUGAACUUGACAAAGAGUUAAAUACCUAUGCCAUGAGAGUCCGCGAAUGGUACGGUUGGCAUUUCCCUGAGCUUGCUAAGAUUGUACAAGAUAAUAUCCAGUAUGCUAAAGCAGUUAAGCUAAUGGGAAACCGUGCAAAUGCAGUGAACCUUGAUUUUUCUGAGGUUUUACCAGAAGAAGUCGAGGCAGAGUUAAAAGAAGCAGCUGUCAUAUCCAUGGGCACUGAAGUUAAUGAUCUGGACCUGGCAAAUAUAAGAGAACUAUGUGACCAAGUUUUGUCUCUUUCAGAAUAUAGGGGACAAUUGUAUGAUUAUCUUAGAAGUAGAAUGAAUACUAUUGCUCCAAAUUUGACUGCCCUUGUUGGGGAGCUUGUUGGAGCUCGCCUCAUUGCUCAUGGUGGCAGCUUAUUGAAUUUAGCAAAGCAACCUGGGAGUACUGUUCAGGUUUUAGGUGCAGAGAAGGCCUUGUUCAGAGCCCUAAAGACAAAACAUGCAACACCAAAAUAUGGGCUCAUCUUCCAUGCUUCAUUAGUUGGUCAGGCAGCUCCAAAACUCAAGGGUAAAAUAUCCCGGUCGCUUGCGGCGAAGGCCGCACUUGCCAUCAGGUAUGAUGCCCUUGCUGAUAACCAAGAUAAUUCAAUGGGGCUGGAGAACCGAGCAAGGCUUCGGAGGACUGGGGAAUCAAAUACACAGAAGCCUGUAAAUGGACAGGAAGAAGAAACUCAUACUAAGAAGAGAAAGCAUGAGGUGGAGCCAGGGCCAGCUGAAGAGGUGGCAGAAGGGGCUCAGGAUGAUAAUGAGGCAAGUGAAAAGAAGAAGAAGAAGAAAAAGAAGAAGGCCGAGGCAAAUAACAUUGAGGAUGCUGAGGUAGUAGAAGAGCCGGAGAAGAAGAAAAAGAGGAAGACCGUAGUAGAAGAUAUCAAUGAGGAUGGAGGUGCUGAAUUAGCGGAAGAGCAGAAGAAAAAGAAGAAAAAAAAGAAAUCAGAAGCUGAGUUGGAGAACGAUGAUCAGAAAUUUCAAAAUGGUGAUGAGGAACUAAGAAUUAAGAAGAAGAAAAAGGGAAGAAAGCACUCUGAAGGAGAUGAUUAUGCUAACGAAGAAGCCGAGGAACACGGAGAAACUGAGAAGUCCAGCAAGAAAAAAGACAAGAAGAAGAAGAAGGAAAAGCAGCGAGAGUGAAGUUGUUUUUGCAAUUUUGUUUGUUUAGGAUUAAUUUGAUUUUGGCCCUUCCAUUUACUGGCAGUGCUCCUGUUGUGGUUCGCUUUUAUGUAGAACAAAAAGUUAUAUUUAUUGUUUGCGUAUGUAGCAGAGAUGCCCCUCAGUUUUAUUUUAGUUGUAAGAUUUUUUAUUAAUUUUAAUUUUGCAUUUUAAUCC
Messenger RNA from Dendrobium catenatum, 2201 nucleotides. Its product is annotated as probable nucleolar protein 5-2. Bases 327 to 2006 code for a protein of 559 amino acids. Gene Ontology annotation, molecular function: snoRNA binding. The record is from RefSeq and is a predicted model, not a curated record. Gene Ontology annotation, cellular component: small-subunit processome; box C/D methylation guide snoRNP complex. NCBI's taxonomy places the organism in Eukaryota, Viridiplantae, Streptophyta, Magnoliopsida, Asparagales, Orchidaceae. The transcript is spliced from 10 exons.